AUGGCAGCCAAGACGUCUGUGGAAAGUCUCCAGGAUGAAGCCUCCCCCUCCAUCUGCCUGGAACUUUUCCAGGACCCUGUGUCCAUCCACUGCGGGCUCAGCUUUUGCCGGGCAUGCAUCACUUGGAACUGGGAAGGACUGACCCCCAACUUCUCCUGUCUGCGCUGCAGGGAGACGGUGGAAGGAGGGGAGAACUUGUGCAAGGAGCCCCAAGAAGCCCUGAAGCUCUGCUGCGAAGACGGGGAGAGGCUUAUCUGUGUGGUGUGUGACAGGUCCAAGGUGCACCGUAACCAUUCCGUGGUUCCCAUGGACGAGGCUGCCCAGGUGUACAAGCUAUUGAAGUGGCAUUACCUGCCCUGA
Molecule: messenger RNA, 360 nt
Organism: Nipponia nippon (crested ibis)
Lineage: Eukaryota; Metazoa; Chordata; Aves; Pelecaniformes; Threskiornithidae
Source: RefSeq, a predicted model, not a curated record